AUGGAGAACACGUUCGACAAGACGGCGGUAGAGACGAUUGAUCUUUUGGAAGCGCGAUUGCGGAGAAUCGAGUAUGCAGUCUGCGGUCAAGUCAAUGAGUCCACUCUCUCAGGCAACAAGACAUCAGCAGCACGGCGACUUGCUGCUCUAGAGUAUUCACUUCACCAGCUGGCCUCGAAAUCAAGAGUGGUUCAAGAACUCUUAAGGCUACAUUCUAGACAUCCUGAUCUCUUCCAAUCUCUGAGCUCAAAUGACUUGCCAACCACAUUGGACGCCGAGAGCCUCCUAUCCAUCAUCAUGGCCUCAGCAAGCACGUAUCCCGCUACCGCGUCGCGUCUUACUUCUAUCCUCGACGUGCCGGUCCCACCGGCUGAACUCUCAGCCCAGCUUAUUGACCUCCAACCUCGAAUUGCCAAAGUCGAAGCACUUCAAGCCGCGCAGAACGCAGAUAUAGCACAAUUGAGAGAACGGAGCGCGGCUGUUAUUCAACGGUGGUAUACAGUGGAUAUUUUACGUGCUGGAGAAAGCUGGGCGGAGUUGGAGGGAAGGGUUGAGCAAGUCGAGCAGAAAGUGAGGAGAACUGCUCUGGCAAAGAGGCUGGAUGACGACAUGGUCUGA
Hyaloscypha bicolor E is the source of this 618-nucleotide messenger RNA. RefSeq lists its product as uncharacterized. Gene Ontology annotation, cellular component: dynactin complex. Lineage: Eukaryota; Fungi; Ascomycota; Leotiomycetes; Helotiales; Hyaloscyphaceae. Gene Ontology annotation, biological process: cytoskeleton-dependent cytokinesis. The transcript is spliced from 2 exons. The coding region runs from base 1 to 618 and encodes 205 amino acids. The record is from RefSeq and is a predicted model, not a curated record.